This is a messenger RNA of Eruca vesicaria subsp. sativa (arugula), 297 nucleotides long. Lineage: Eukaryota; Viridiplantae; Streptophyta; Magnoliopsida; Brassicales; Brassicaceae. The record is from the annotation of a GenBank genome assembly.
AUGAGAUGUCUCUGUACUCUUGUCAAAGACAGAGAUGAUCCUGGUUUAGGGUUCAAAGUUGAUGUCAAUCAUGCAAUGAGCCUCCCUUCCACUUGUCAUGUCCCUGCAAACAUCUCACAGAGCCCAGAAGAGCUUCUACAUUUGCCUCCAGAUUCACUAGCCUCUCAGAUUCUUAAGCAAUUCACUGAAUCAUCUCAGAAUGUUGAACCUAGAGGUACUAAUACUACUUUUCACAGUAUUAAUUCUGCUCGUACAAACAUUAUUCAUCCUGUUCCUUGGAACAAGAAGAAAAAAUAA